Acytostelium subglobosum LB1 is the source of this 3771-nucleotide messenger RNA. RefSeq lists its product as hypothetical. Gene Ontology annotation, biological process: intracellular signal transduction; cGMP biosynthetic process; receptor guanylyl cyclase signaling pathway. The record is from RefSeq and is a predicted model, not a curated record. Gene Ontology annotation, molecular function: guanylate cyclase activity; peptide receptor activity. The transcript is spliced from 4 exons. NCBI's taxonomy places the organism in Eukaryota, Evosea, Eumycetozoa, Acytosteliales, Acytosteliaceae. Bases 1 to 3771 code for a protein of 1256 amino acids.
AUGGCCGUCGUCUUUCUCACGAUGGUCUUGACAUUGGCACUGAUAGUCGAUUAUAUCAGUCCAUUAGAUGUCAAUGCCCUACCCUUCUACAUGCCAUAUAGUUACUUCUAUGAUGAUGAAGAUGAAGAUAUGAAUAAUAAUAAUAAUAAUAGUUCAACAUCAUCAACAUCAAUACCUCGAGAAAUACCUGCAGGCUUUAUACCUGAUUAUCUGGACUUUAGCUCAGACGAAAUUAGACAACAACAAAUCAACGCCUUCAUCUCGAGACUUGUUGGCGUAGGCAUGCUACUAGUCUUCUUCAUAUUCACCUUUACCAACUACUUUAAGCGUUUCUGGAAGUUAUACGCAUGUCUAAUAACAUUCUUAGCAACAUGUAUUACAUUGUUAUUCGUCUAUGAUAUACGAACGAUUCCUGGACGAAUGAUAUUGUUGUACGUGGCCAUAACGAUUGCCUCGGGCUUGACGUUUCUGCCUGCGGCCAUAUCAUCAGUGGCACUAUCUGUAUUCUACUUUAUCUAUUAUAUAAUAUCCUUUAACAUAUACUAUACUACCAUGCUACUACUAUCACUAUUCAUAUUCGUUUCAAUGUUCUUCCUUGUAUCAAUCGCGCAAUAUAGAGAGCAACUGAUACGAGACAAGUUUAGAACAUUGGAGAACUUGAAACUACAGAGGAUAAGAUCGGGAAAGGUUAUACAUCAGAUGUUGCCAACGGUGGUGGUUCAGAGACUGCGAUUAGAGUCAUCAAAGGAACAGACGUUGGAUUCAAUAGUGUCGACUGAAGCCAAGACACUGCCAUCAGUAUCGUAUGAAGCGCAUCAUGUGGAGAUAUCGAUUGGAAGUGGGUCAUCGUCGACGAUGACGCCCGAGGCAUCGCCCAGCAACUCUGCACCAUCAACACCUCAACUCUCACCACAGGUCACGCCUCAGUCAACACCGUCAAUGUCGCGCAAGGCUCCGAUCGACCCACAAUCACCAUCAUCACUCAACCCAGGACAUUACUCAGGCAAGUUGAUCGUCGACUCUUACGACCCGGUCACGGUUCUCUUUUGCGAGAUUGUCAACUUCACCGCGAUGCUCGAGAAGAUGCCCGCGCCACAGGUCAUCACGCUGCUCAAUGAGAUAUACAACUCGUUCGAUCGCCUUACCGAUGUGUACGGCGUCACCAAGGUGGAGCACAUUGGAAAUGUGUACAUGGUGGUGGGCGGCUGUCCUGAGCUGUGCACCGACCACGCCGUGCGAGUGGCUCACAUGAGUCUUGGCAUGCUGCAGAUCAUCCGUCGAUACGGUAUCGUCCAGGUCAAGAUUGGCAUGCACACGGGCCCGGUGGUUGGCGGCAUCAUUGGCAAGAAGAAGCUCAGCUGGCAUUUGUUUGGCGACACGAUCAAUACGGCCAGCCGCAUGGCAUCACACAGCUCAAUCGACAAGAUCCAGCUGAGCCAGCCCGUCCAACAGCUGCUCAAGUCACACUUCCUCUUUGAGGACCGCGGAAAGAUACAGGUCAAGGGCAAGGGAGUGAUGCGAACGUUCUAUCUCGUCAAGACCAAGGCGUUGGACAAGCGAUACACGACCAUCUUCUCACUUCAUCGCGACAACAAGCCGUACAUCCCGCCCAUCGACAUUUCUGAGGUGACCUCCCUCGAGAGCUCUCCGCCCCCACUCUCCAGCUCUCCAAUGGCACCGUCGGCACUAAACAUGGUCGAGCCACCCCUGUCCAGUCGUCAGCGUAAAGGAUCGAUCUUUGCGUCGGUCAUCCCGCCCAAGGUGCUCAACUUUAUUCAUUCACAACCGCAACAACCUGCAGCCAAUGCGACAGAUCCAAAUGCAGCUUCGUCAAGUGGAGGCGAUCACAAACGAUUGGAGAAAGGUCCCAGCACGUCAAACAUCCAUAACCUCUUGGUUGGUGGCCCCAACAAUGGCGCCGACAGCUUUGGCAAGAAGAAGAGCAUGGUCACAUUCCAGAACCUACCAAUCAUUGACCGCCGACCCAGCCGAGCACCCACCGUCGUCGCGAUGGACGACAUGGACCUUCAGGCCGAGCCAAAUGGCAGCGACAUGGUGGAGAUGUCCAGCUUUGACCUGGGCAAGGGAGUCAAGGGUUCCAACGUGAUCUACUCUGACUCUUCACUGUCCAACAUUGAGAACGAACUCAAGAAGAACUACACGAUCGACUAUCUGCGGCUGAAGUUCGUGUCACGCGAUGACCUUGUCGAGAAGCAAUUCCGUAUCGACUAUCAUAAGCUGGUGUACAAGCGAGUGCUACUGGCCAUGAUAUUCGCCACCGUAGUACUGGCCAUGGGUGCGAUUGGCGACUACUUCUUCAUGAAGGACUUUGACGAUUUGUCCUACGACCGAGUCACUGGUAUUAGAUUUGGUGUCUGUCUCUUUGGAUUGAUAUAUAUAUACGCAGCUUCAAAGUCAAUCAGACUUAGGAAAUACUUCCAAGUGAUUGGAUCAUUGUACUUUAUGAUGAUGGCAUCGAGUGUUAUUGGAUUGGCAAGCUUGCCAGCACAGACUUCUGCACCAUUGGAGACGUUGACAUUGUCCUCGAUAAUGAUGAUAUUCACAAUCUGUUACAAUUUUUCAGGCAUCCGAUUCUUUGCAGCCAACCUGGUGUUUGCCUUCUGCCUGUUCAUAUUCAACAUCAGUCUGCUGUGGAAGUCGACUGAUCGCCAGAUCAUGCUCAGCCACAACUUUUACCUGGUGACCGUGGUGCUUGUCAACAUCAGCACAGCCUACAUGGAGGAGUUGUUCCAACGCCAGAACUGGGUGCACGGCAAGCUGCUCGACAAGGACAGUCGCGAGACCGAGCAGCUCGUGUCAGAGAUUCUCCCGAUGUACGUAGUGUUGCAGAUGAAGUCUGGCCGUCAGCUGAUCGCCGACGAGUUUGAGCAAGUGACCAUCUUCUUGUCGGACAUUGUCGGCUUCACAGAGAUGGCCGCGCGCAUGACCCCGGGCCAGCUGGUCGAGACACUCAACGAGAUCUAUUCAACAUUCGAUGAGAUUGCUCAGAGGCAUGGCGUGCUCAAGGUGGCGACCAUUGGCGACGCCUAUCUCUGCGUGUGUGGCUGUCCAGAGAAGCGCAGCGAUCAUGCCGAGCGUGUAGCAGACAUGGCCAUCGAGAUGCUCGAGGCCAUCAAGAACAUACGCACCGUGGACAACAUACCAAUCAAGAUGCGUAUUGGCAUUCACACUGGUCCAGUAGUGGCUGGCGUCGUAGGAAUCAAGAUGAUCCACUAUCAACUGUGGGGCGAGAGCGUACAGAUUGCACAGCAAAUGGAGAGUUCGGGCAAGGCCGACAUGAUACACGUCAGUCACGAAACAUACGCAUUGCUCUAUGACAAGUAUGUGUUCCAGGAUCGCGGAGAGACAACGAUCAAGAAGCGAAAGAUGCAUACAUACUUCCUUGAGCGACCGAGGACUGAGGCGGAUGGACCUGCUCCAGAACUAGACCCAACGAUCACAAUCAACAAGGCAGGAUUUGGCGCGUCACUCACAAUACCAAGAGUGGUCGUGAUGAGUGGUGCUGAUGUCCAGACCAACUCGAGUGUCGGCAGUCAAGACGAUGACACGACCACAGUGGAUAUACCAAUCAAUACUUCGAUACCCUUGGCAAGCAGUUUCAAUGAAGAUGAUAACAACAACAACAACAGUAGCAGAAGCAACAAUCACAACAUUGAUGGCUUGUCAAUUAUCAAGGAGGAAGAUGAGGUAGAGGCAGACGAAGAGGACCGUCAUCGUGGAAACGAAGUAUUUUCCUUUGAUACACAAUAA